This is a messenger RNA of Parathielavia appendiculata, 1398 nucleotides long. RefSeq names its product PLP-dependent transferase. NCBI's taxonomy places the organism in Eukaryota, Fungi, Ascomycota, Sordariomycetes, Sordariales, Chaetomiaceae. The record is from RefSeq and is a predicted model, not a curated record. The coding region runs from base 1 to 1398 and encodes 465 amino acids. The transcript is spliced from 2 exons.
AUGGGCUCCACACAAGACCUUCCUGUCCGUCAAAAGGCGGCGACAGCGCCCAUCAAGUUCGGCCACGAGCUUAAGGAACAGUUCCUCAUGGACCUGGCCUAUCGCAAUCUCAACAACGGCUCCUUCGGUACCAUCCCGCGCCUCAUUCAGUCCAAACUGCGGUUCUACCAAGACCUCGCCGAAGCGAGGCCCGACCCCUUCAUCCGGUACGAGUACCCCAAAUUGCUCGACGAGUCCCGCGCAGCCAUCGCCAAGCUCCUGCGCGUGCCCACCGACACGGCCGUCUUCGUGGCCAACGCCACCGUCGGCGUCAACACGGUGCUCCGCAACCUCGUCUGGAACGCCGACGGCAAGGACGAAAUCCUCUACUUCAACACCAUCUACGGCGGCUGCGCCAAGACGGUCGACUACGUGGUCGAGGACAGGCAAGGGCUCGUGUCCAGCCGCUGCAUCCCGCUGUCCUACCCCUGCGAAGACGACGCCAUCUUGUCCGCGUUUCACUCCGCCGUGGCCGAGUCCCUCAGCCAGGGCAAGCGCCCUCGACUGUGCCUCUUCGACGUUGUCUCCUCCCUGCCCGGCGUGCGCUUCCCGUUCGAGGCCGUGACGGCCGCGUGCCGCGAGAAGGGAAUCCUCUCGCUGAUCGACGGCGCGCAGGGCGUCGGCAUGGUCGACCUUGACCUCGGCGCCGUCGACCCGGACUUCUUUGUCAGCAAUUGCCACAAGUGGCUGCACGUCCCGCGCGGCUGUGCCGUGUUUUACGUGCCGCUGCGGAACCAGGCGCUUAUCCGCUCGACACUGCCGACCUCGCACGGCUUUGUCCCGCGCCCGUCCCCCGAACAGCAGGCCAACAUACGGAUCAACCCGCUGCCGCCGUCGGAUAAGUCCGAGUUUGUGAACGCGUUUGAGUUUGUCGGCACGGUGGACAACGCGCCGUACCUGUGCGUCAAGGACAGCAUCCAGUGGCGGGAGGAGGUGCUGGGCGGGGAGGAGCGGAUCCGGGAGGCGCUGACGGAGCUGGCGCGGCAGGGCGGGAAGAAGGUUGCCGAGAUUCUAGGCACCAAGGUGCUGGACAAUGCUAGCCGGAGCCUGACGCGAUGCUCGAUGGUCAACGUUGCGCUGCCGCUGGCGGUGCAGCCGGACGAGGAGGACAGGGCGCUGGAGGGUGACCUGGCUGGUCUGCCGGCGAUCCCAAACAGCGAUGUCUCGGCUGUGACCAACUGGAUCCUGCAGACGCUGAUAGACGAGCACGAGACGUUUGUCACGCUGUUUGUGUACGGCGGGCAGUGGUGGGCUCGCCUCAGCGCGCAGGUAUUCCUCGAGCUGGACGAUUUUGAGUGGGCGGGCCAAACGCUAAAGGAAGUGUGUGCUCGUGUGGCCAAGGGGUUGUACAAGCAGUAA